CACCAAGACAUGACCGGACUCAGCGGUCUAAAGAUGGAUGCAAAUAUUGUGGUUUUGGGCACGGAUAACGUUGGGAAAUCAGCACUGACUGUGCGCUUCCUGACGCGAAGGUUUAUCGGAGAAUAUGGGGACAUUGAAACUAUAUACAGCCACAGUGUCAGCGUGGAUGGAAGAGAAUUGUCACUAAAUAUUUGGGAUUCACCUUAUUCCCCGCAGGACAUAACCUCCGGAGGCUCCGCUGCCAUGUGCGAGAAGCGUCUCCAGUGGGCCGACGGCUUCGUGCUGGUCUACAGCAUCUGCGACCGGGCCAGCUUCAACAUGGUGGCGCGGCUGGUGCAGAGCAUCAAGGCGGCCAAAGGGGACUUCCUGGGCCAGGAGAAGAUGCCCAUCGCCAUCGUGGGCAACAAGCGCGACCUGCACCACCGGCGCACGGUCAUGGCCGAGGAGGGCCGGCUGCUGGCGCUGGCGUCCGACUGCCAGUUCUACGAGGUGUCGGCGGCAGAGAACUACCACGGCGUGCUCAUGGUGUUCCACGGGCUGGUGGGGCACGUGCGGGAGUCGCGGCGCCGCUCUGCGGCGGUCAAGAAAGCGGGCAUCAAGGGCAUCGUGAAGAGCAUGUCGGCCGUCUUCGCCCGCCGGCGCACCGACUCGCUGUGAGCGGUGAGGAUGGGGAGACGGAAGGAAGACAGCAGUGUGGACCAGAGCCACAUCACUUUAGGAGGAGCAAGUUGCUUGUCAAACGCAGACACUGUGUUUCUGCAAAGCAGUAGAGACCCCCGCAGUGGACUGAAGCCGCAUCAAUUUGCUGUAGGAGGGAUAGCUUUGCUUAAGACAAACCAAAACAAAGGAACAGGUUUGCUUGGAACCAACACAUGCACAUUCACUGUGAUGUUGUUGCAAAGCAGUAGAGACUUGCAGUGGGCCAUUUAUGAAGAUGGGGUUUGUCUGGCACACACAUAGCCUACCUUGUGUUAUUGCAAAGCAAAUACAAGGCAAGGGGACUCUGACCUGCUGGAGGAGAGGAAGGCCCCCAAAGGUCAUGACCUUUAACUGUGACCCCCUGACCUCUUAAUUGUGAUCUCACCUCUGUCAGGAGGAUGAGGAAUAGUAUUGGUCCUGUCUGUGCCGUAAGCCACACGUUGGGCUGCGGUGGUGAGGGGAGAGAGAGGGGAGACUCCAUGUUGAACUGGAUAUACCUAGGGAUUGAGGACAGUAAGGGAUGGGGAACACACACAUACAAACACAACACCAGCAUUAUUCCCUUGAUAUACAGCUACUUGAAAGGAUGUGAACAUUUCCCAAGAAUUUAUUUUAUCACCUUAUUUUACUUAUCACCUUUGUGCUUUUGAAAAUGUUGCCUUGAUGCCAUGUUGGGAUACGUUAAGUUAAACACCAAAGUUGUAUGGAGUUGAGUCAUCAAUGUUUGAAUAGUACUGUAUCACAUCGUCCUAGCUGUCACGUCCAAGAGCUCAAAAUAGUGCAGAGACAAUGCUAUCUCGUGAUUCUGAUACAAGAAAGGACAAAUGAACGUGAUAUCAACUUUACACAAGCUUGUGUAAUUGUGAGCAUUUUAAUCUUUUUUCUUUCCAUUCCUUAAACCAGAGCUGCAAGAAAUGUUGGGCAGCUAUUUAUCUUCUGAUUUAUAUUAUCUUCCAUGUAGUAUGUACAGUAUUUUAUGGGUUUUAUGUUACAUUUGUUAAAAAAACAAGCACUUGUAGAUGUUUCUGUCAUUCAAGAUGGUCAACUACAAUGUAAAUGUAAAGGAGUUAUAAUUGUUGGCCAGUGUAAAUACCAUACACCAUAAGAGAUUACAAGACGGUUUCCCUGUAUGUACAUCAGUAAGCAUUAUUAUGUUCAAAGAUGUUUUGAGUGAAAUGUGAUCCAUAAUAAAGCUGCAAUACUGUA
Molecule: messenger RNA, 1905 nt
Organism: Engraulis encrasicolus (European anchovy)
Lineage: Eukaryota; Metazoa; Chordata; Actinopteri; Clupeiformes; Engraulidae
Product: Ras-related and estrogen-regulated growth inhibitor-like protein
Exons: 4
Coding region: 10-657 (215 amino acids)
Molecular function (GO): GTP binding; GTPase activity
Source: RefSeq, a predicted model, not a curated record